CUGUAGAGCUCUAUGGGUAAAUAACAGAUUCUAUGCAAGAGGGUUUAUCCGUGUUUUCGACUAUGAGGAUGAAAUCAGCUGUUUCGAGUUCUGCGUGAUGUAUGUAUGUACGUGGACCGCUGUACAAUUUACUCGAGAGAGAAAAUAAGAGGUAUUGCCGAUGCAAUGGAAGAUGUACCAAUUAAAGGAAUAUUCGAAUUUCACUUCAAACAAUCGGGGGCGUUGCUUGUGAUUGUCGAUAGCAACUAGAAAUUAAAGUUUCUCCUGCAGUAAUAACGUUGGUAGCGGUAGGGAAAUUCACUGAUUAGUAGGUUGUUUGAAGUCGUAAAAGUUUGAACUUCAUAGGCAAAGACAAGAAGCAUGGAGAGUACCGAUGGACAAUUACAAGUAAAAUAUCAGAAGAUUGUUACAGAGUAUUCUAAAAUACGAGCUCAAGCGAAUGUCCUGAAGAAAGCUGUAAUCGAUGAGCAAGCACGGAAUACGGACGUUCGAGAGCGUCUCAAAGAAAAAGAAGUCGAGCUGCGGAGAGCGGAGCAAGAACUUGACAGUUUGACAUUCCGAAACCAACAACUAACUAAACGUGUAACAGUUCUGCAGGAGGAACUUGAUCGAGUACAGACCAAGGGGAGUCGAAAGGGUAGAAGUGAAUCUGCUGAUAGUAAGACUCGGACGUCAUUAGCAACACCUGUUUCACCUCCUGACCAAGUUCUCGAUGAGGAGUUUCAGAAGAAAAUUCUUGAAAAUGCACAGCUACUUUCCAGACUUGCUGACGAUGAGGUUGAGAUCGAGGCUCUUAAUGACAGAAUAAGGCACUUGGAACAUAAGUUAGAUAUUGGUGAAAAGUCUAAAAUGGAAUUGGAAAGUAAGUAUUCCGACACGAUGGAGAAAUUGGAAAGAGAAAAGGCAGAAUUACAAAGAAGGUUGAACGAACGCUUAAAACUCGAUGAAACUACAUCAUGGUCCAGUGGAGAAAGUAAGCGUGAUUCGUACGAUUUAGAGCCUAGAAUUGCCUUGCCUAAUCACCGCCGAGGAAAUAUUUCUCCCAAUUCUUCUCCCACCAUGUCACGUGGGUCGAUUAAAUCUCGAGUACCUUCCGCAUCUCGUGAAGAAAGUGGCGACGAAUAUGAAGUGGUUAAAUUAUCUGAUCUGGAAAAGGAAUUGAACAGAUGGAAAGCUCGGUGUCGCGCUGCCGAAAUAAAGCGAGACGAACUUGAACGAAAAUGCGUUUUUUCUGAUAGUUAUAAAGAAGAUUCUCUGCCACCUCUGAAAAUUGAGAAUGCGAUCGGGAAAUUUUCUAUGCCAUUUGCAACUCCUGAAGAGGUCGAAGUGCGAGAAGGAAAGACGAGGGAAUACUUUUUAUCAGAAAUAGAUAAAUUGAUUACUGAAAAGCAUGCAUGCCAGGCUAAAAAUUUAGCAAUAGCUGCUGCAAUUGAAGUGCUGAAUGUUCAUUUAGAGACCAGUGAACUUAAAAGAGAAAAAUGCGAAAUUGCUCUGUCGGAGGCUUUAUCAAAUCAUGAGAGGUUACAGGAAGAUAAAGAGGCGCAAGAAGGCAAUUAUAAGACGCAACUAAGUACUAUGAGCGAACACCUUGCCAACAUGAAUGAAAAACUUGUCAGACGGACGGAAGAAAUACAACGGUUGAAAUUUGACCUUGCAAACAAAAUUGAGAAGAAAGGGAAACAAAAAUAAUUCCAAUCGUUGCAUCGGUAUCAGACUGCCAUUUGUGCUGUGUCCAGAGAAGGCCUGGUCUUUUGUACAUAUAUGGUGCGAACUACUAAAAAAUGAGACCACUGUUUUUUUUCUAUAUAUCUAUGUUCAUUGCCAUGAACUUUUUGACUCGUAUUAACUGAUGUAAUUUAUUGAGGGAAAUUCCACAUUCACUAUUUAAAUGCCAUGUAAGACAUAGAAGAUACUAAAUAAAAUAUAUAAAAUAAUAACAGAGA
Molecule: messenger RNA, 1943 nt
Organism: Orussus abietinus
Lineage: Eukaryota; Metazoa; Arthropoda; Insecta; Hymenoptera; Orussidae
Product: trichohyalin
Exons: 6
Coding region: 361-1689 (442 amino acids)
Cellular component (GO): early endosome; membrane
Source: RefSeq, a predicted model, not a curated record